This is a messenger RNA of Oreochromis niloticus (Nile tilapia), 2966 nucleotides long. RefSeq names its product suppressor of fused homolog (Drosophila) (gene sufu). Gene Ontology annotation, cellular component: cytoplasm; nucleus. The record is from RefSeq and is a predicted model, not a curated record. The coding region runs from base 211 to 1626 and encodes 471 amino acids. Gene Ontology annotation, molecular function: transcription factor binding. The transcript is spliced from 12 exons. Lineage: Eukaryota; Metazoa; Chordata; Actinopteri; Cichliformes; Cichlidae.
AUGGUAAGGUAGUUUCUUUGUAAAGGAUGAGCAACAGGCGACUACCGAGUGGGGCAACAGAAAAGAGUUUAUCUUUUGUUAUUACACAGCAGUACUCGUCUGAAGCUUUUAUGGUUUAGUUUAGCCUAAUUUUGAACAAGUGGUAGUUGCCAUCGGUAACUGUAUAUACGUUGUUUCUAUAGAGUAACCCGGUUUAUUCGAGGUCGUGGCAUGGAUGAGGUACGGCCUACCAGUGGUGCACAAGCCCACGGGCUGGUGCAGCUGUUUCCUCCUGGGCUGCAGGCUAUCUAUGGGGAAUGUCGGCGACUUUAUCCCGAGCAGGCAAACCCGCUUCAAGUAACAGCUAUUGUAAAAUAUUGGCUUGGUGGACCAGAUCCGUUAGACUACAUCAGUAUGUAUAGAAAUGUAGGUUGUCCAGCUCAGGACGUCCAGGAGCAUUGGCACUAUGUGAGCUUUGGACUCAGUGACCUGUAUGGGGAUAACCGUGUUCAUGAAUUUACAGGGCCAGAUGGACCAAGUGGGUUUGGCUUUGAGCUCACUUUUAGACUCAAAAGAGAGGUGGGGGAGACCGCACCUCCAACAUGGCCAGCUGAGCUCAUGCAAGGUUUGGCUCGCUAUGUCUUCCAGUCAGAAAACACAUUUUGUAGUGGUGACCAUGUAUCGUGGCACAGUCCACUAGACAACAGUGAAUCUCGUAUCCAGCAUAUGUUGCUUACAGAAGACCCACAGAUGCAACCAAUUCAGACGCCAUUUGGCACAGUGAGUUUUCUCCAGAUUGUGGGAGUAUGUACAGAGGAGCUGCAGGCGGCCCAACAGUGGAAUGGACAGGGUAUCCUGGAGCUGAUGCGUGGAGUCAGAGUAGCCGGUGGCCCCUGGCUAAUCACUGACAUGAGGAGAGGAGAGACCAUUUUUGAAAUUGAUCCACAGCUACAACAGGAGAGAGUGGACCAGGGUAUUGAGACAGAAGGCUCGAACCUGAGUGGGGUCAGCGCCAAGUGUGUGUGGGACGAUCUGAGUCGGCCGCCAGAGGAUGAGGAAGACAGUCGAUCAAUCUGCAUUGGAUCACAGCCACGCAGGCUCUCAGACAAAGACACAGAGCAGAUCAGGGAGACUCUGAGAAAAGGACUGGAGUUUAACAGCAAAGCAGCCCUACCACCUAUCAACAGCCAGAAGCAGAGCCACGAGAGACCGCAGAGUCGAAAGGACAGUUUGGAGAGUGAGAGCUCAGCAGCUAUUGUUCCUCAUGAGUUGGUCCGAACACGGCAGUUGGAGAGUGUCCAUUUGAAAUUCAACCAAGAGUCAGGCACACUGUUGCCCCUCUGCUUGCGGGGGCGGUUGCUCCACGGGAGACACUUCACAUAUAAAAGUAUCAACGGAGACACGGCCAUCACAUUUGUGUCUACAGGAGUUGAAGGUGCUUUUGCUACUGAAGAGCAUCCCUAUGCAGCUCAUGGCCCCUGGCUUCAGAUUUUGUUGACUGAAGAGUUUGUGGAGCAGAUGCUCGGGGAUUUACAGGAACUCAACACUCGUGAUGAGACAAAGUUGCCAAAGGAGUACAGCUGGCCAGAAAAGAAGCUGAAAAUCUCUGUUCUACCAGACUCCGUAUUUGAUAAUCCACUCCAGUGAGACUGACACAGAGAUGCUUGCUCUUUUGAAAAUGCCAAGAAAAAGACGUGUAAACACUUCCAGAGUGGACCAUCAGAAACAGCAGACCUCCCUGGACUCUCAGAGGCUGUCAGAGCUUAUAGAUACGUUGUUCCCACUGUGGCUGGCCUCAACUGUUUCACUCCAAAAGAUGAUCUGAGAGAUGAACUAAACAUUUCUGACUGUUACCGCAUUCUCAGACUAGCACCAUUGUUUACAAUAUCUGUAUGAGGCUUUUGAGACUAUCAAACCAGCCAGUCCAGAUGGUUGACCUGUUAGAACAAUCCUGUUGGGCAAACUGGAUGCUGUCAGUCCUCCAGGUAGUCCAAAAUAUACAUCACUAAUGUAGUUGAGCAUACAUCCUGUGAUCUCCUGACAUGCUGUCUAAAGCAAUAACUGAGCAGCAGUUCUCAAAAACACUUCUAUUUAUUCCAGUGGCCUUCGAAAGGGAAGAAGAAUAACCAGUUUAAACAUUUUUUAUCAGUGUUGUUUUUAAACUGAGCUGAUGUGUAUAGUAUUUACAAAUGCUGGACAUUUUUCUCUGAGAUGUUUGUGGUCACGCCAAAGUUUUAACCAUUUCUGUCUCAAAUGUUUCAUGUUUCGGUAACACUAGUCUGACGGUUAAUCAUUAUCUCAUAGCCUGUUAUUAACUGUCACUUUUAAGUACCUGGCAAAUGCUACAGGUAUAACCACCUCGAUCACUCUUCUGUGCCAAGAUUAUAACUCUAGUAAUGAGUUAGGUUUGUUGAAUGUGCACCCCCCCCGUUUUCUCACACAACACCCAUGUGUAGUGUCACUGUUGUAGAUGUUAAUAGACUGUAAUCUGUGAUCAUGGCCUCCUCAAAUGCAGUGUCCAGUGCCUACAUAUAUGUAACAUAUAAUUUGGAUCAGUGGACCUGUUUAAAAAUGAGUAAACCUCCACAGUGCCUUUCCCUCUAGCUGGAGGGGGGAAAAAUCCCAACAUAUUUUCCGUUGAUUGUCAACGCAGCCUGAAGCUCCUGGAUUGUUUGGACACAUCAUUUCGAAUCGAGCCUGCUGCAUUCACUCUCUUUUUCUGAUACUGUUAUUUCACUCCAUAUUUAUGCCAAAAAAAGAAGACUACUUUUACUACAGCGUUUUCCUACAGAAAUGUACUCCAUAAAACGUGAUGUUACCGUUUUCCUUUUCUUUUUUUAUUCAGAAUGACAAAUAAAGUUUAGAUUUUUUGUACUGAAUUUUUUUAAGCACUAUCUUUUUGACUGAACUGGCUGAUUGUAAUCCCAAGUGCAUUAAAGUGUGUAUGUAUGUAUUUACACAAAUAAAGCUGGAACACUAAUUCAGAA